UCUUUGUGUCUGAUCUUAAUAGUCUCUGUUUUACUAUGCUUGUUCUCGUUUUGGGCUGUUUGAGCUGGCUUGCCUUGAUGAAUGAGAUACUCGCAGGACCGCUAGUUACUUGGCUACUCGUUGUCCGUUUGUUUUUCCUUGUCGGCUGUCUUCCUACGGAAUUGUUCCUGGAAUUGUGUUGCUUAAGACAAAGUAUACGAUAUUCGUAGUUUAUCAUUCUUUUAAAAUUUCUCGUUCUGGCUUUUGACAAAUUUUUGGAAAUACCUAAAAGGCUUAACUUAUAUUAUUCUGUUAUGGUAAUGCUGUUUAAAAUUGGAAGUUGUUAGGUGCAGGCUUUGAGCCUAUUCAACCAACUAGUCAAAAGGUUGAUGAGGAAGAAAGCGGGUGCUCAAAACAUAUCAAUGGUUGUGUGUGAUAUGCCAAUGAAAAAGAACAGAUAAGUCAUUCAUAAGAGCUUAUGGAUAAAUAUAGAUGAGGCCAAGUUGUAAAAGGAUAUUCAAGUUAAAAAUUUUUUAUUAAGCUUUACAGUAAAGCUGACAAGGUCUGGAACUAGUGGUAAUGGGCUCCCCUGUAAUGCACGCUUUUAACUCUUAAAGAUGAGUUUUCUGUGUCAAGUCAGAACCAAAAUCUGUGCUGACUAGAUAUAGUUCUAUGUUUUUAACUAACUAUAAACAUAAUUUGUUGUGUCGAUUAAACAUUUCCGAUGAACUAGAUUUGGUUUUCUUAUGCACUCUGAUUAAAUCUUUGGACGUUGAUAUGCAUGCGAUUUUCUUUUAUUGAAACUGUGGGACUUUUCUAUAUUUGCCAUGUCCAAACUAAGUCGAAGCCUUACAGUACAGCUGUAGAUGUUUAUGGAUAUUUUACUAGCGAAAAAGAUGUUGCAUUCAUGAUGAUGUACAUAUAUAACUGCAUGUCAUUUGUUAACGUAUCUUUCUUCUGACUGGGUAAAAAAGAGUAAAUUGGUGUGCAAUGAAAUUCCAGGAUGCACAAGAGAACAUGAGAUGGAUCCAGAAGAAUACUUGCUGAAGUGUUCCAAUAUGAAAUGCCAAAGGGUUCAAGUGGAUGGAUCAUUUGUUCCUGCUAUUCAAGAUGAAUCAACGGAAGUUGAACAUUUGCUUGCAGAACCUAGAAAUGAUCAUGUUUCAGUGGAUGGUAUUUUGUAUUUUCAUGAGGAGAAUGCAGGCAAAUGCUGUGCUGCUGUUGAUGAUCUUUCCCGUGGAUUUGAGUUUGGUCUAAGUACAAGCAUAGGGGGAUCAGAUUCUCACACAACUUUGAAUGGAAAAGAUGAUUUGAAACUUGAGGUACUUGAUGGGUUGCUGGAUGAUGUUGAAAUUGAUGCUCUUAAUGCGACAGAUGGGUUUUCGUGUGAAGAUUAUCUUUUGGAUUUUGAAUUUGCUGACAAAGCUGUGGGUCUUUGUGGGGAAUCACUAGUGCAAAGUUCAAGCUCUGAGAGUCAUUCUCCAGGAUUAAGUGGAAGUAGCAAUGGUGUUGGUGGGGUACCUGAAUCAUCAAAAGUGGCCAUUGAACAAUCUGAGUACAAAAAUGUUUUUCUAGAUAGUAGAGUAACCCAUGACUUACGUGGUGCCUCCAGGAACAGUGCCUGUCAAACGUCAAUUGAAGAUGGAAUUUGCAAUUCACUUGAUAUGCAGCAUCUAAAUGAGUUGGAUAAUGACCCCCCCUUAUCAAAUAGUGUAUUGUCUCGUAAGAAGGAUAAGGUUUCUGCAGAUGAAUGUCAAACUGCUGCAGUUAGAGAGAAGAGAUGCCGUAAGCCUACUCUGAGGUAUAUCGAAGAAUUUUCAAAUUUAAGUUCAAAAGAAAAGGUCUUGAAUUCUGCAACCAAUAAUAAGCCCUUGAGUUUGGUAUCACAUCACAAGCUUCGUCGUAUAAGGUUUAGAGCAUUGAGACACAUUCCAGGCAAGAAUUCUGAUAGUCAAACGAGUGAUAUGGCGCUUCCUGAGUUGCAGGUUCACAAGCGAUGUCUGCAAAAUGAGGAACUUGAGUAUGAUGAGGAGUCUAUUGCAUCUGAGUCCGAGGAUGAAUGCGUGACACCAAAAAGAUAUAGGAAAAAUGAUCGGAGGAAGCAUCAAAGAAUGUGGACUUUAUCUGAAGUGAUCAAGUUGGUUGAUGGCAUUUCUGAAUAUGGAGUUGGACGAUGGACCGACAUAAAGCGUGUUCUGUUUUCAUCCUCCAGUUACCGUACACCAAUAGAUCUUAGGGACAAGUGGCGGAAUCUGUUAAGAGCCAGUUCAGCACAUAAAUUUAACAGCAAAGAGACUGAACAAAAGCAGCAGCACGCCUUGCGUUCCUUACCAAGUUCUGUACUUCGCCGUGUCUAUGAACUGGCUAAGAUUCACCCGUAUCCGAGGGAGCGUAAUCCGAACGAAUCAUCUGCGGGCCAACUUAGCUCCUCUAUCCUUCCAACUCGGACGAAAGACAGUCCUAGCAAAAGAAAUGUACGUAGGAAGAAGUGUACUUAAAUACUAGUAAUUCACUUCUGUGUAUAGACGAAGUGUAUCCAA
Messenger RNA from Neltuma alba, 2519 nucleotides. RefSeq lists its product as uncharacterized. The transcript has 9 exons. The coding region runs from base 1002 to 2477 and encodes 491 amino acids. The record is from RefSeq and is a predicted model, not a curated record. Lineage: Eukaryota; Viridiplantae; Streptophyta; Magnoliopsida; Fabales; Fabaceae.